AUGCCAAAGUUCCUGGAACGCGUUUGGGAAUCGCUGGGAAUGGGCAAUGUGGAGAACAAGAAGGAUAAAGUCUAUACAAUAACAGAGGAGGAAUUUGAAGAGCCGAUCCGAGAUGAUUAUGUGCAAUCGAUAUCGCGGCUUUCAUAUGCUGAGCUCGACGACAAAUACAAUCCAGGGCCAACAUUGCCUGACGGAAGUAUCAACUUCGAGUGCCACUGUGUUGGACAUUUGGUAGCAAGUCCAUGUGGUCAUGAGUUUCGUGAGGCGCUCAAAUGUCAGAAGGGUGCCGGAGAAACAGAACUGGAUGAGGGUGCUUGCGCUGAAGAGUUCAUGAAUUUCAUGAAAUGCGUCAUCAGGACAGAGUGCUUCAAAAGUAGACGUACUGGUGAAGGUGAUGGUGAUGAAAAACAGAAAAGUGAACAUGAAAUCACCGAGGUCCCAAAAAAAUCAACAUCUUCAGAAGAACCUGCCAAACAAACCGAUAGGGCCACCUAG
Molecule: messenger RNA, 495 nt
Organism: Gongylonema pulchrum
Lineage: Eukaryota; Metazoa; Nematoda; Chromadorea; Rhabditida; Gongylonematidae
Source: the annotation of a GenBank genome assembly